Messenger RNA from Hevea brasiliensis (rubber tree), 2616 nucleotides. Its product is annotated as bZIP transcription factor 29. Gene Ontology annotation, molecular function: DNA-binding transcription factor activity. NCBI's taxonomy places the organism in Eukaryota, Viridiplantae, Streptophyta, Magnoliopsida, Malpighiales, Euphorbiaceae. The coding region runs from base 548 to 2293 and encodes 581 amino acids. Gene Ontology annotation, cellular component: nucleus. The transcript is spliced from 4 exons. Gene Ontology annotation, biological process: regulation of DNA-templated transcription. The record is from RefSeq and is a predicted model, not a curated record.
GUGUCGUAGUCUUCUCUUCAUCUUCUUUGACAAAAAAAAAACACUCAUACACACUCACAGAUACGCUUUUUUUUUUUUUUUAAAUCUUUUUAUUAUUUGUAGAGAGAAAGAAACAACUGAAGAUCACAGAAAGUGAAAUUCUAGAUAGGGAAAACCUAAGAAAACUAGAGAGAGAAACCGCCUGCUUAGCUUUAGCUUUUAGCUUCUUGAUUCUUGUUUCUUUUUUCUUCGCCAUUUCCGCCAGUAGAACCCUGAAAUGCUAUAAUCAAGAGAAGUUUUCUGCUCGCCGGUUCCUUCAUUGUGCUUGAAAUGACCCUUCUAUUGUUAACAAGGUAUUGCUGCUUUUCAAUAAUACUACUCAAGUGAAAAUUCUGUAUUUUCUUGCAGAUUCUAGGAAUUUGAUUUGGUUUAUUGAUUUAUCGAUUGGGGCCUUGGUAAAAGUGAACUGGGUUAAUCUUAAAUUGGGGGUUUUUGGUGGAUAGUUAAAGGUUUUAGUUUGGGGCAUUAUAGAAAUAUAGAUUAGGAGUAGUUUUUCAAGUUCAAGAGAAUGGGUGAUACUGAAGAGGCUAAUAGUGAAAUGAUGCAAAGGCUUCAAUCUUCGUUUGGGACUACGCAAUCGUCUUCAUCAAUGCCUAAACAACCAUUUUUAUCAAUUAACCAGCUCGAUAUACCCCAAUUGAACCAGACCCAUACGCGUGCCAGGCAUUUUGCACACUUUGCACAGAAUUUUAGCACUGAUAAUAGCAAAAGAGUAGGGAUACCACCCUCCCACCCCAAUCAGAUCCCACCCAUUUCGCCGUAUUCCCAGAUCCCGGUGUCUAGGCCAACUAGCCAGCAGAUGGGUUCCCCGAACUUUAGUCCAGGGCCUACCCAUUCAAGAUCUUUAUCUCAGCCUUCAUCAUUUUUCUCGCUUGAUUCACUGCCACCGUUAAGUCCGGCCCCUUUCCGCGAUUCCUCUUCAGCGUCUGUGUCUGACCCAAUACCAGCUGAUGUGUCCAUGGAAGACAGGGAUGCAAGUGCUCAUUCCCUAUUACCACCCUCGCCCUUUAAUAAGGGUAAUACUUCACGAGUUGGUGAGAGCUUGCCCCCACGCAAGACACAUAGGAGGUCUAACAGUGAUAUUCCAUUUGGGUUUACGAAUGUUAUGCAAUCUUCGCCACCUCUUGUUCAGUUGAGGGGUUCAGGUGUUCUAGAGCGGUCAGUGUCUGGGAAAGAGAAUCCAUGGGUGGCUAAGCCAGUCCAGUUGGUGAAAAGGGAAUGGGAGAGAGGUGGUGAUAGCAAUGCUGAGGGGAUGGGCGAGAGGAAAUCUGAAGGUGAAGUUGUGGAUGAUUUGUUUUCUGCUUAUAUGAAUUUGGACAACAUUGAUGCGCUGAACUCGUCCGGAACUGAUGAUAAGAAUGGUAAUGAGAAUCGUGAGGAUUUGGAUAGUAGAGCUAGUGGAACGAAGACUAAUGGAGGGGAAAGUAGUGAAAAUGAGGCAGAAAGCAGUGUGAAUGAAAGUGGGAGUAGUUUGCCAAGAGGAUUGAGUUCUUCAACCGAGAAGAGGGAGGGGAUCAAAAGGACUGCUGGAGGGGAUAUCGCUUCAACCACCAGACACUACAGAAGUGUUUCAAUGGAUAGUUUCAUGGGCAAGUUGAACUUUGGAGAUGAGUCUCCAAAGCUGCCACCUUCACCAGGAACUCGACCAGGACAACUAUCACCUAGUAAUUCAUUGGAUGGGAAUGCCUUUAGUUUGGAGUUUGGAAAUGGCGAGUUUAGUGGUGCUGAGCUUAAGAAAAUUAUGGCAAAUGAGAAACUUGCUGAGAUUGCAGUAACGGAUCCAAAGCGUGCAAAAAGGAUUUUGGCAAAUCGUCAAUCAGCUGCUCGUUCCAAAGAAAGGAAGAUGAGAUAUAUUUCAGAAUUGGAGCACAAGGUUCAGACUCUCCAGACAGAAGCUACCACACUGUCUGCUCAGCUUACUCUUUUACAGAGAGAUUCUGUUGGGCUUACCAACCAGAAUAAUGAAUUGAAGUUUCGUCUACAAGCCAUGGAGCAACAGGCACAACUCCGAGAUGCUCUAAAUGAAGCAUUGACUGCUGAGGUUCGACGAUUAAAGAUUGCUACUGCAGAGAUCAGUGGGGAUUCUGACCCAACCAAGGGCAUGGUUCAGCAGCUUUCCAUCAACGCCCAGAUGUUCCAGCUGCAGCAACAGCAACAAUCACCCUCCCCAAUGAACAUGCAUCAAUUGCAGCCGCAGCCGCAGCCGCAACAACAAAAUGGAAACACAUCUUCAAAUUCAGAGUCCAAUCAAUAGGAUAUGAAGGAUAAGAUGGCUACUGUUGCUUUUUAUUUGUCUUACAAUUUCUGGUGCUUUGUAUUUGUUUUGUUCAGUGCAUUCAUUCAUUAGUUUUCAAGCUCCUAGUCAUUACCCAUCCAACUCGGAACACCAUUUUAAAGUGAUAUACAGGCCUUAUACAUAUGUUGUUUAUGAUCAUAGCUUUUAUUUAUCUGUGUUAGAUAUAUAAAUCAUAAUGAGAACAUUUCUUAGACCUGAUGUUUUGUUGAGAUGCCAGAAUGGUUGAGAACUGGAACUCAUUUGUUUUAUUUCAGUGAAAGAAUUGCUUGUGGAUUUGCUUA